Molecule: messenger RNA, 3834 nt
Organism: Aspergillus wentii DTO 134E9
Lineage: Eukaryota; Fungi; Ascomycota; Eurotiomycetes; Eurotiales; Aspergillaceae
Product: tubulin-specific chaperone D
Exons: 5
Coding region: 28-3630 (1200 amino acids)
Biological process (GO): tubulin complex assembly; microtubule cytoskeleton organization; post-chaperonin tubulin folding pathway
Molecular function (GO): GTPase activator activity; beta-tubulin binding
Source: RefSeq, a predicted model, not a curated record
UUCAGAUGGAAGUCGCAAACCCUCAUCAUGGAUGCGGUAGAAGAUAGAGAGGUCAAACUCCAGCGUGCGUCUGGCGACCUCGUGAGCGAGUUCUCAGAAAAACUGCCCUCUUUGCUCUGGAAAUCGCGAAUCCAAAAUGGCUCCGAGACCCGGGUCCCACGACGAUGGACACCGGCUGCUAAGACGGAGAAACUCAUAGGCCUUCUAGAGCCCUUUCAGGAGUGGCCGCAGCUGUUGGAUCCGCAUUUAUCAAAGCUGCUACCCCCCUUAGUGGAUGUUUUCCUGGCAUAUUUGGUGAAGCAUCGCGAUCAAUAUGUUGCAGAGGUGACCGGGUCCCAGGGUCGACAGGCACUUUAUCCACUUCCCAGAGCUGUCUGUCGGCUUCUGUAUACCUUCUGCAAGGUACGCGGGGUCAAGGUCAUUAGCAGGUUCUUGAACAAUGAGCCCAAAUAUCUUGACCCUUUGCUACGGGCCUUUAUCGAGUGGGACGCAGUACCACAAGAGGAUCCAAUGGAAAUGGGUACGAAUGAUGUGCCUAAACGUCUUGUUUGGGAAGAACGAUAUAUGAUGCUUAUCUGGCUUUCACAUCAGUUGCUGGCGCCUUUUGACUUGGCUUCUAUGUCGUCGGAUGACAUACCUGUUCCGUACGAGAAUCUGGAUCAACUGAAGCCGCUAUUAUCUCAAACACCGACAGUGACAAGGUCCAUUCUUUCAGUGUCCUUGAACUAUGUCAAUGUGCCUGGGAAAGAGCGAGAGGCGGCCACUGUGCUCCUUGCACGACUAGUCCUUCGUCGGGAUAUGCAGGCUCUCGGAGUGCUAACCAAUCUUACAGAUUGGGCGUUCUCGGUUAUUCAACCUGGUGGAAAAUCCGGACUACCUUCUGUAUAUUCUUGCAUUGGGGUGUUGUCGUUCCUUGCGCGGCUAGGUGCGUCCGGUCAGGUUGAAGAGUUCGCUCCGUUGAUUCUACCUAUCUUCAAACAAACCCUGCGCAUUGCCCAGGAGAAUUCUGAAGUCUCCCAAGUCAUCAGGGCUUCUGCUUCUGCUCGGAAGAUCAUCAUCAAAAUUCUUCGCUCCGUUACGGUCAUGGCAUUGUCAUUGAGCGAGAGAGAAAAUUGCCCUCUCUCGGACGAUCAAGUAUCUUCUAUCCUAGAGGAUACAAUUGAUCAUUUUCUAGUAUCUCUUGCUGAUAAGGAUACACCUGUGCGGUUUGCAGCAAGUAAGGCACUGAGUAUCAUCACUUUGAAACUGAAUCCGGACAUGGGCACUGAAGUCAUCGAGGCUGUGACUGGGUCCUUGGAGGAAAAUAUUUUGUACGAGACGCGGGAUGGCACUAUUGUGGCGCCUUUUGAAGCACGAAUGAUUGGAAUGAACAAGCUGAAGCGGAAUCUGAGUGCUGUCGAUGCCCAAAGAUGGCAAGGCUUGAUAUUGACCCUGGGCCAUCUUCUCUUUCGCCGCGCACCACCAACCCGUCAAUUACCUAACGUACUGCAGCCUCUUGUCUCUGGUCUUGACUUUGAACAGAGAUCUUCCACUGGAAGUUCUGUUGGGACUGGUGUGCGGGAUGCUUCUUGUUUUGGUAUAUGGGCUCUCUCACGCAAGUACACGACUCAGGAGCUGCUGGCGUUAAAAUCGCAAACGAUCAGUACCUCUACAGGCCACGGGGAAGCAAGCACAUUGCAAAUGCUAGCUAUAGAGCUAGUAUGUGCAGCUUGUGUAGACCCUUCAGGAAACAUCCGGAGAGGUGCCUCUGCUGCCCUGCAAGAGUUAAUUGGCCGUCAUCCUAACACUAUUACUGAAGGAAUACCACUCGUCCAAGCUGUGGACUAUCAUGCAGUUGCACGGCGAUCAAGAGCGAUGAUCGAUGUUGCAAGUAUGACCGCAUCGCUCAGUGAUAUUUAUUGGAGCCCCUUGGUAGAGUCAUUGAUGAACUGGAGAGGCAUCGGUUCUCCAGAUGCCGAAUCCAGGAGACAAGCAGCUGGAGCAAUAGGAAGCCUGAGUACCAAGGGAUCAUACAAGACCAUGAAGACGGUGAUUCAGCGAUUGCAUCACAAAAUAUCUAGUCUACCUCGGAAUGAUGUAGAGUCGAGACAUGGAUGCUUGUUGUCAAUUGCCGCGACGGUUGAUGCCUACAAUAGCCUCGAAGAUAAAGAUUCCUCUGAAGCCUUGGGAGUUUCCCGGUUGGUUGUGGAGCUCUGGAGCAUUUUCAAUUCAUCGUUUGGACCUACUAAAGACGAUUUGACGCUUCAGAUGUCACGCCCAGAGUUGACAGCCGAGGCUUCCUCACGUCUUAUUAGCUCCCUGUCGAAGUCAGCUCAUCAGGCAGAAAAAUCGACGUCACUUCGGCCAUCUGAUACCGUGAUAGACAAAGCCUGUGAAGUACUUUUGUUGUGUGCUUCUCGUGGCGAAGACCUUGUCAUAGAGUCCUCAUGUGAUGCGAUAUCACAACUGUUUCCACUUCUAUCUCCGUCGAAACAGAAUGAGACAGUGCAGGGCUGGUUCUCGUACAUACGCUCUACAUGGAAAUUGCCCACUGGCCGCGGUCAGAUUUCAUCUCUCGGUGCUAUUUUCAAGCGACUUGAAGUCGGGAAUUCUUUGAUAAAAUCUAUCAUCGAAGAGCUGAUACGGUGCACAGGGAAGGAAGAGCUCAUUGAAAAAAGGGUGACGGCAGUAAAAUGCCUGGCGACGGAAAUCCUACCUUAUACAGAUGUGACGGAUGAUCUUGUAGAUCACUUUAUUGGAUUCCUCAAUGACUACACAACAGACAGACGAGGAGACAUCGGGUCAUUAAUCAGAAUGGAAGCACUCCAAGCAGCAAAGACUAUUCUUCAAAACGAGACUGGACCAGUAGCUAUUUCUUCCCGCGCCCAAAAAGUUGUUGGAUGUAUUUGUCGACUUGCAACAGAGAAGCUAGACAAAGUCCGCUUACAAGCCUGGCUUUGUUUACAGAGCUUCUGGGAGUCGACGGAAAACUUCCCACCACUGCAGAGGAAAUACGAAUACUUUAGCCAUGUGUCUGCUCCUGAUUAUUUCCUUCAACUCCUGGAAUUGCAGACGAUAGAGUGGUUGCGUUUGCCGCUUUUCCAAGGCAUUGCUACCUCUGCUGUUGCUGGAACCGAGGGUCUCAUCCAUGCAUCCCGUUCAGCUUUAACACAAUGCAUCAAUAGUCAGGAGGGAGAAGAGCAGCGGAAUAUUUUGAUUGAAACGCUGAAAGAUCUGAUAGUCAUAUUGAAUGAUAACCUACAAGAUGACCGCUAUGCUAUACCGACCAUGGAGUUACUAGCAUUUUUGGUUGAUGGUUAUGUUUCUUCCAUCCCCGAAGGCUCGGAGCCAAGCUUCCGAAAGCUAUUUGUGGUCGUUCAAAAAGCGCAUUUCAAAUCCUCCAACAUAGCAAGACUUGAAGCUGCCAUCAGAGUCUACGCACCGCUGUCAAGACUAGAGCCAUUGCGGAUUGAUGUUCUGAAGAAAUUGUCAUCGAUGCUUUUACACCCAUUCCCAAGGAUCCGAGCCGGCGCGGCAGAGCACCUGUUUAUGGAGACUGAAUUGGAUGUUGUGAAGGAUGAGGAUUGGACCAGGCAACCCAAGCAAUUGAAAGAGCAGGUUGAUGGGUUAAGAGCGGUACUGGUUACAUAGACGAUUAUCUUGAGCAUUUCAAUGCUAUACUGCUGAAUCGACUUGGCUAUGUCGGUGGAUGCAUAUUAUCCCAUAAUGCUGCGAGGGUCAAGAAGCAGUGGAUAUAUUGGAAAUAUAACAGCAUAGAGAGUCAAUUAGAAUAAAAAAGAAUACAAAAUUGAUUAACCAAUGGAAUAAAAAGGAGUCAGACGACAUUAGGGCGAG